Messenger RNA from Malus domestica (apple), 667 nucleotides. Its product is annotated as 1,4-dihydroxy-2-naphthoyl-CoA thioesterase 1-like. Lineage: Eukaryota; Viridiplantae; Streptophyta; Magnoliopsida; Rosales; Rosaceae. Gene Ontology annotation, biological process: phylloquinone biosynthetic process. The record is from RefSeq and is a predicted model, not a curated record. Gene Ontology annotation, molecular function: 1,4-dihydroxy-2-naphthoyl-CoA thioesterase activity. Gene Ontology annotation, cellular component: peroxisome.
UAUAUGUCAGUUAAAUAUAUUCGCAGUCAUGUUUGCUACAGAUAUGGCUUCUCAGUCCCAAUCUCAGCCGUCAGCGCCGUCGUUAUUGCCGCCAUCGACGACGUCGACUCUGGAUGCUCCACUAGGUGCGCUCGGGUUCGAGCUUGAAGAGAUAACCCUCAACAAGGUCUCUGGUCGCCUCCAUGUCACCGAAAACUGCGUCCAGCCAUUCAAGGUGCUACAUGGAGGGAUAUCAGCGCUCAUCUCUGAGGCCCUGGCUAGCAUGGGAGCUCGCCUGGCCUCUGGUUUCCAAAGGGUGGCCGGGAUUCACCUCAGCAUCAGCCAUUUGAAGCCCGCCCAGCUCGACGACCAUAUCUUUGCUGAAGCCUGCCCGGUCAAUGUCGGUAGGACCAUUCAGGUUUGGGAUGUGAAACUAUGGAAGAUUGAUCCUUCGAACUCAGACAUCAAAUCCAUCGUAUCAUCAUCAAGAGUAACUCUUUUAAGCAACAUGCCUGUGCCGGAGCACGCGAAAGGCGCCGGUGAAACGCUCAAGAAGUAUGCCAAAUUAUAAACUUUGUAAACACCCCCCCCCCCUAUUCAUGUUCAACUCUGCUUGUUAUUGAACCAACAGAGAAAUCAAAGACGUUUUGAUUUAGCAUUAUAAUUCAAACAACUAUAUCAAACUCUA